AGCUUUCGGCAAUUGUUCCUUGGGUUGCCACCUAAUUAACGUGUCUAUAGGUUUCCUUCACUGUAAGCGACCUCGCUCAUUUCCGCACAAUCCAACCAUUCAGCGGCAUAUGGGACAAAUUAGACACGGCCCUCCUCAGGUUUCUCAGAAAGAAGGGCUAGCCUGAAUUCCCUAUCACCGAGCGAAGGCGUUGAAGUAAUCUGCAUACAGACGCGCAUAUAAAACAGGAGGACGGCACCAUGUUUUUCUUGUCCUAGAAGCCCUGCAUGCCGCCGGUUCUUGGCCUACAUCCCAUAUUUGGUUGUCGGCCUUCAUAGUCGUUUCUGCCAGUCUAUGACACUACUUAAGUUUCAAACCAUAUCCUUGAGUCCCUCUUUCUUACCCAGCAGAACACGGAAUGUCUUAUGACUACUGGCGGAAAGAUUCACAGCUAUACAAAGCAUCGCUUGCAGAACGGCCAGGAUUUGUCGUUAAUGACCUGCCGUCCUCUCAGCCUCACCAGAACUACUUGCCUUCGGUUCCAGGGGAUCCCCCGCCAGUGGUUACUCAGCAUCGCCGGCAUCACCCUAUGUAUGGCGGGGACUCAACGAGUAAUGACUAGCGUGAUAUCCAUGUUGCUACCGGACAGCCUUCGCACAACACCUCAUUCAACCAUUCUCAUACACCUUCCUUCGACGAUCGGUUUGUCAACAAUCAGGAGUUGCUCGUUAACAACCUGGAUUCUUCUGGCAAUGUUUCCGAAUCGCGCCCCAUCGAGGGUCACCCUCACCCUGUCCAUGACAGUCCAUCAGAAUCGCAUACAUCUAGCCGCUUGUUUGUUUGCAAGUGGAAUGAUGGUCACGGUCCAUGCGACACGACCACCGUAAGUGUAGAAGAGCUCGUGAACCAUGUGUCGUCAUCCCAUCUUCCACCACCUGGUCCCACUCCUUUGAAAUGCAAAUGGCAGGGAUGUAGACUCCGAAAGCUCAUUUGCCGAAAUACAAUCCUUCGGCACAUCCGUCAAAUUGAUCUCGGAAUCAAUCCUCGA
Messenger RNA from Suillus discolor, 1027 nucleotides. RefSeq lists its product as uncharacterized. NCBI's taxonomy places the organism in Eukaryota, Fungi, Basidiomycota, Agaricomycetes, Boletales, Suillaceae. The transcript is spliced from 4 exons. The coding region runs from base 405 to 866 and encodes 153 amino acids. The record is from RefSeq and is a predicted model, not a curated record.